Messenger RNA from Onychostoma macrolepis, 3922 nucleotides. RefSeq names its product docking protein 7b (gene dok7b). Lineage: Eukaryota; Metazoa; Chordata; Actinopteri; Cypriniformes; Cyprinidae. Gene Ontology annotation, molecular function: protein kinase binding. The transcript is spliced from 12 exons. Bases 264 to 2291 code for a protein of 675 amino acids. Gene Ontology annotation, biological process: positive regulation of protein tyrosine kinase activity; neuromuscular junction development. The record is from RefSeq and is a predicted model, not a curated record.
UCCAGAUAUUUUUAGCUGUCAAAAAAAAAAAAAAAAAAAAAUUAGUUUUGCUGCUUGAAAUUGAAAAUGGGUGUGUCUUAGCAUAUUAUUUUAUUAUGAACACACUGGUUUGUAGUGCAAACAGUUUUACCAUUUACUGCACGUUGUUAUUUUUCUCGUCAUAGCGGCUAAUGAACACAAUGCAGACAGUUCUGGAGGUUAUUUUGAAAGUGACCCCCUCACUGCCGCGGACCGCUCACAGCUGUCGGGAACCAUGACACAAGAUGACGGAUACGGUUGUCGUAGAGGGACAAGUCAGACUUCGAGAGGGGAAAAAGUGGAAAAACAGAUGGGUGGUUCUUCGGAAACCUUCGCCGGUUGCAGACUGCCUGACCUUGCUGGUGUAUAAGGAGCGUGGAGAGAAGAGUAAAGGACAGCGGGAGAGGAAUCAGGCCACACUGAGGGAUAUCUGUGGACUGGAGGCACUUCAGGGGUUUGAUGGAGUGAAUUACGCGCUCGGUCUGCUCUGCCUGAGCCAGUCUGUCAUGCUGGGCUUCGACAACAAAGUGUCUCUUCUGGCCUGGGAUGCUCGUAUCCGCUACAGCCUUGGAGAGGUCCACAGGUUCAACGUCAACGUCCAGCCUGGCACCAAACUAGAAAGUGGCCCUGCCUCACUGCAUUUGUGCAACAACUUGCUUGUCAUCGCCAGAGACCUCCCUCCAACUGUCAUUGGCCAAUGGAAACUGUCAGACUUAAGACGUUAUGGUGCUGUUCCUAAUGGAUUUGUCUUUGAGGGAGGGACACGAUGUGGCUACUGGGCUGGUGUUUUCUUCCUUGCAUGUGCAGAAGGAGAACAGAUCAGUUUUUUGUUCGAUUGCAUCGUUCGUGGCAUAUCGCCAAGCAGGGGGCCGUUUGGACUGCGUCCAGUCCUGCCAGACCCCAGUGCUAACCCAUCAUCUAUAGAAGACAGGAUUAGCCAGGAGGCCAGUGAGCUAGAGAAACGACUCAGUAUGCUGUCCAUUUGUAGUCACCACAGCAGUGCAGCCUCAACCUUCAGUUAUGGCACCUCCUUGGCAGGAGACGAUCGGAGCAUCUCCAGCUCCUCCUCUGAGGCCAGCCAUUCUGAUAACAGCCUGGGCAGCCGCCUGGCGAUAUGGCCUGAGCCGGUCAGACACCCCACCCCCGUCGAACCACCACCACCACCACCAUCAUCAUCAUCAUCAUCAUCAUCAUCAUCCCUAUCCCUGUUAGGGGUUGCGCGAUCUAAGAGUACAGCCUGUUCUGUCAGCACGUCCUGUGACGAGCGUCUAUAUGGAGCAAUGAUGGCAGGGCUCCAUCCCCCGUCCAAGCCUCCUCACUCCAGAGGUCUUCAAGAGGCGGGACGCCAGAGCUCAACAGACAGUGGUAUUGCCACCGGAAGCCACUCUUCAUAUUCUGGAAGCUUCUCCUCCUACACUGGUAGUAUGGAUAUUGGGCAUGGAGAGACUGAUGAGUUUGGAUCCUUAACAAGCCUCCCUCAAAACCCCAAUUCAAACUCUAUCUCCCUUAUCAACACUCCAGUACGGACGAUUCCACAAAUUCCAGAGCACAAACCGUGUGUGUGUCCACUCAGAGAGGCUGCUCAAAUGUACCAGGUUCCCACUCCACCUCUGCAGCAUUACGACAUCCCCCGCAGGCUCCUACAACAUCAGGAGCAGUUUUUGAAUGCUGCAAGCCAGGGACAGAGGCCUGAAUGUGGAGCUCUGGAACCUGAGGGCAUCCCUGCAGAUGCCACCCCCAAACAAACUGUCCCACAGAGAUCCAGCGGGGGGGGUGAAGGAGCAGCGCCCCCUGAAGGUUCCAGUACACUGCAAUUACAGCCCGCCAUCUGUCCUGACUGUGGGGGAGGAAAGGUGGAGGAGAGGAGCAGGUGUGAGAUGAGAAGCAGUUCUGAGGAGCAAAAGUCUGAUGCUGAUCCAAAAGGCAAUUAUGAGCAGAUGGCAUUUACGACUGAUGCAUCCAGGUGGCCACAGUUCAGAGCUGGAGAAUAUGGAGAGGCAGGACUGACAGUUAUUAACAAACUUCAAGGUGAUUCUGUUAACUAUGUGAAUAUCCCCAUCAGUCCCACAUCUAAACGCCAGCUGCACUAUAUGGAGUUAGAUCUGCAGGACCGUCCAGAGUCAAGCCACACUAUCAGAGCGGCCGGCUCCAGCACUAAAUACGCCCACAUUGACAUCACUGCGACUGAGACAGCACAGAGGGUGGGAGCCCAGCAUGCACAGGGCCGAGAGGAGAGACUACAGGAACUAGAACAGAAGAGGAGAGGAACCUGAAAAUAUAAUGUAGUGGAGUCAAAACGUCUGAGACCACAUUAAAAAUAUAGAUUUUUUCCCCUUUUAAACAGGGUUUGUGUAUUUUAAAAAUGUUAGAUGAAAAUGUUUAUGUUUAUAUAUUUAAUAUAACAUUUUAAGAUGGUGUCAUAUAUGUCACUUAGGUCACUUUUGUGAAUUGUGAGCACAUUUGUGACCCUGGACCACAAAACCAGUCUUAAGUCGCUGGAGUAUGUUUGUAGCAAUAGCCAAAAAUACAUUGUAUGGGUCAAAAUGAUAGAUUUUCUUUUAUGCCAAAAAUCAUUAGGAUAUAAAGUAAAGAUCAUGUUCCAUGAAGAUAUUUUGUAAAUUUCUGAUCGUAAAUAUAUCAAAAGUGAAUUUUUGAUUAGUAAUAUGCAUUGCUAAGAACUUAAUUUGGACAACUUUAAAGGCGAUUUUCUCAAUAUUUAGAUUUUUUUGCACCCCCAGAUUCCAGAUAUUCAAAUAGUUGUAUGUCAGCCAAAUAUUGUCCGAUCCUAACAAACCAUACAUCAAUGGAAAGCUGUAUAAAUCUCAAUUUUGAAAGAAUUGACACUUAAGACUGGUUUUGUCAUACAGGGUCACAUUUUUGAAAACAACUUUUAAUAAUUUUCUUGCAUCCACUGAAGCACAAAACGUGCAUCAUCAGGUUUUACACAAACGCUUGGAGUUCAUGCAGCUCAAAUGCCAUUUGUCAUUUUUAAAGCAACAAAGAGAUACAGAAAAUGUUAACAGAUUCUUCAAUUCAUAUACCUUUUUUUUUUCAAUUUAACUUUUAACUCAAAUUGUUAUGCUGAAAAAAUGUUUGUUAGAGAAAUGCAUAUUAGAAUAAUUUUAGGUAGUGAUCUCUCAGACGUUAAGACUCCACUGUACAUCAGUGGUUCUCAACAUAGGGUCCAAGGUUCACUAUGGGGGCCUCAGUAUGACUUUUAGUUAAUAUAAUAUAAUAGAAAGAUCUAACUCUAAAUUAAAAUAGGAAAAUAAUACAUACAACCAAGAUAUAAACUGAAAAAUAUUGGAGGGCCUUUGAAAAUUGGGUUGGACUACUUUGUUGGGCUUUCAGUUGAGAACUGCUGCUUCACAGUGUAUGUUAAAAGGACAGUUCAACCAAAAAUUAAAAUUACCCCAUGAUUUACUCACCCUCAAGCCAUCCUAGACGUGUAUAUGACUUUCUUCUUUCAGACGAAUACAAUCAGAGUUAUAUCAAAAAAUGUCCUGGCUCUUCCAAGCUUUAUAAUGGCAGUGAAUGGGGUGGGGGGGGUGGGGGUUAAUAAAGCCCCCCUGAAGCGAAUCGAUGCAGUUGUUUAAGAAGAAUAUCCAUAUUUAAAACUUUAUAAACGAGGCUUGAGGGUGAGUAAAUCACAAGGAAAUUGUAAUUUUUGGGUGAACUAUCCCUUUGUGCAUUGCUGCAUUGUAUAUUAUGUACAACGUGUAUGAAUGUAUUAUUUUCCAUGGUUAAAAUUCACGUGGAAUGAAAAGGUUAUAAAUCUGAAAGCAGAUCCCAAAUGCAACAACUGUUGACUGUAAAUAUAUACUUUAAUUGGUGACCAAUUUUGUUCUGUACAUUUACACAUUGAAAUAUUUCAUAACUUUUUUUUUUCCAAAUAUUUUCUGAA